Carassius auratus (goldfish) is the source of this 6511-nucleotide messenger RNA. RefSeq names its product cell surface glycoprotein 1-like. Gene Ontology annotation, biological process: positive regulation of T cell proliferation; cellular response to lipopolysaccharide; immune response. The record is from RefSeq and is a predicted model, not a curated record. The transcript is spliced from 8 exons. Lineage: Eukaryota; Metazoa; Chordata; Actinopteri; Cypriniformes; Cyprinidae. Gene Ontology annotation, cellular component: external side of plasma membrane. The coding region runs from base 768 to 2735 and encodes 655 amino acids.
CUGUGCAGAGCUGUGGCCCUCCAGGAAUUGAGUUUGAGACCAAUGAUUUAUACAGACAGCACUGUACCUAAAAGUUUAAUUAUUUAUAAUGAAAUUUAUUUCUGAGAUCUCUUAACUGGGAAUCUCAACAAUAAAAUAACCGAAAGCAGAUUGCUGCUUGUUAUUUAUUACAAACCCCUCUGAGAUACUAGAUCAAUGUUGAAUAUAAGCUAUGCAUAAGACAAACCAAUAAACCCGCAAUUACUGACACAUUCGAGUAGCUCUUUAAAGAAGCUCAUUUGACAACAGAGCCCAUGGCUGACACAUCACAGAGCCCAGAGCUGACACAUCACACAUAAAAGCUGGAAAAUAGUUGUAGACGUCUGUCUAACAUUGACAUAAAGUAGAUUAUUUGACAGUCACAGCUCCACAUCCAGGGACUCAAUAGAUCUGUGUCCAUUUGCCAAUAUACCUCUCAUUUUUAUCAAUUGUUUUCAUUAUUUUUAUUCCUAGCUGGAAACUUCAGCAACACACCAAUGAAACUUACAAUGUUAGUGCUUAUCACUGAAAUCUUCUCUCCAUGUGUAAAUGUAUUCAGAGCCGAUAUGCAGAAUCUAAGACUGCUCGUCUUAACUGUGCUGUUUUAAUCAGCAUUCUCUGCAACUCUCAAAGCCCAAGAAAAGUCUCAGACUCUGUUUUUUGGGGAAGACUUCCACAUCCUCGUGCCGGCAGAUGGAGCUGAUGUGACGUUCAGGUCUUCGGUUGUCCAAAGUCCUGAGAAGACUCUGAUGAGUUCUGGGAAAGUGGUGGAGCUUCGUGCCAAACUCAACUCUGCUUCGAAGCACCUGAUCUUGGAGAAUGUUGGAGAAAAUGAUGAAGGAGUCUAUACCAUCACAUCUCCCCAAAAUCCAGAGAAUGUUACACGCAUCACACUCUAUGUUAGAGAUUGCUCUAGUGAGGACUUCAUUAACUACGGCUUAGAUUUUCAAGUAUCACUGUAUAAUAUCUUAGGCUCAGUGCGUGUGGGCUAUCGCCACAGCCCUGUGGAGGCCAAUCAGACAUUGUUGCCGGCUAAGGAACUGCUAAAUGCUGAUGGAACGCCCAAGGAGAAUUACCAGGACCGCAUUGAGAUCACUUCUCAAAUGUUCACUUUGCGUGCUGUUACAGGGGCUGAUGAAGGCAGUUACACCUUUAGUGAUUCCAUUGGGAAAGUCCAAAAGAAGAUCUGCCUAAAUGUGCAAGCACAUCUGAUAUUUGUGACCCUUUCAUAUGGUGGCACUCUGAAAAUAAACCUGCACAUGAAUAGCUCCCUAGCUCGCCUACUGUAUAUGCCUCAGUCUGAUAAAUAUAAGUAUUUGAUUAUGGAGAACGGACAGUUCAACCUGCCUCCUAACCUGGAUCUUGAGGGUCGUCUCUCUUUGGAGGACUCUUUUUGUCUUCUUACGGACAUGAGGGCCAGCGAUGCCGGAGUUUUCAGUGUGACUGACCUUCAGGGAUUCCUGGUGUCUGAUGUCCACCUGGAGAUGGAAUCAUACAGGCUUCCUAAUAUCAACAUUGCUAUCAUUGCUCUGGUAGCAUUACUGGUGUUGCUGCUGUUGGUGUGCUUGGUGUCAUGCUUGGUAGAGAUACGCAAACGUCCAGCAAAGGCCAGGGCCAUUGAGGAGAAAGUCCAAAAUGCAGGCAAAGUGGAGGGAGAUGCCUUCAGACAGGUUGUUCAAGAUGUCUGUACCCGUCAGAAUGAGGAAGCCCCGGCCCUGUCACAGAAAGAAGACAUCACUGAGAAAUCACAGAGCACAGAGAUCAGCAUUAAGGGUUUGGAAGUGUCAACUAAAGACCCAAGCCUUCAAGAGAGGAACAUGGAGACCAGUGACUCUGGAGUGGGCUUUAAUACCACUGGACUCCCGCUUGACAGUGACACUGAUGCCCCAACAGCAACCAUAGCAGAUUCUGAUGUAUUGAGUUCCUUUGCUGCCCCUGAUGUCAAAGCCAUUCCCGACCAAAUUCCAGAGUCAAAGAAAGCUCCCUCACCUCCAAAACCAGCACCAACUGCUGAUCUGAAACCAGCACCUGUGGCCAAGUCGACAGCUCCUCCACCGCCAUCUCCAGAACCCAAACCACCCGUAACACCUGAACCUGAACCCAAGCCAGCAGUCACUCCAACACCUGAACCAAAACCUGCUGCUACACCUGAACCCAAAAUGACCAUCUCACCACCACCUGAAACAAAACCCACCUUAAGCCCAUCACCAGAUCCCAAGCAACCUGUGACCCCUGAUCCAAAACCAACUCCAGAACCUGAGGCAACAACAACUGAUGUUAAACCAAUUCCAAGUCCAACCCCUGAAACUCUAAAAGCAGUACCACCAACUCCUGAUGCAAAACCAGCAGUUUCACCUACUCCUGAACCCUCACCAGCUACAGUUGGCACUCCUGAACAGAAACCCGCUGUGAGUCCUCUAGUUUCUGAGCCUAAACCAGCUUCACCCACUCCACAGUCUAAACCACCAGUCUCAGAGAUCCUCGACUCAAAACCAACUACAAAUGGUACUCCAGAAUCUAAGGCUGACAUUGAGUCAGAGCCACGUGCACCCAUAUCUCCUGGGCUGGAUGUGAAGGGCACAACCCCUCCCAAAACCCCUGAUACUGGGAAAAGCUCAGGCAAAACUCCUGAGCUCAUCUCCAGUGGAGGUCUAGACUCGGCUUCCCCCAAUGACAGUGCACCACCCUCAAGCACUGAUGGAGCUGCCACCGACUGAGAUUAAAACGUAGCCUCUUUCCUGCCUCCUCCUAGUGUAUUAACCACCACAGACAAUCGAGACACUAGACUUAACAACAACGAAGAGCUAAGCGACUUCGACUUUUAAAUCUCACUUUUAAUACAAUUAACAUGCAUCAAAAGAAAGAAUGCACUGUAAAUCCACUGAGUUUACUUGUAUUUAAUCACCCUGUAACAGAGUUCAAAUACAGAAAAGAAGCAUUUUACACCACUGGCUAAUUUAAUACAGAAUGAGGAUGGCUGUCUGGGCUGUUCCAAGAAAGUGUAGAGACAAAUCUUCCUUCACAAAAUAAUACAUCAAUGCAUGUAGAUGUUGGCAAAAUAAAUUAUAUUAUCGCUUUCGUAAUCCAAGUUACUGUGGUUGAAUUUGGGGAAAGGCACACAGGAACAUUGGACAAUAAUCAUUUUCAUUCUAUAAGAGAUAAUUUCUGCUACAUUUCGACCAGUUGGGGAAUCCGAAUAGCAGGACUGAUACUGAGAAAGCAAUCAACCUUCUGCUGUCAGAGGACUGGAAAAGUGGAAAAAUCACGUGUCACUUUGAUGCAUGCGAGUCAACAUGUCAUUUUGACAAAGGAGAUGAACAAGAAAACUACAGGAGUGCAAAGCAGAAGGAAUAAUAACCAUUUGACCAAAAAAAAUAAACAAAAAAUAAAUCAUAAUCCUUCAUAGACUAAUCCGUGACUCUGGGACUGGAGGAUAUUUUUGCAAAUCUUCUUCUAUCAAUCCAACCUGUGACGCUAAUCUCACGGAUGUUCUUGUCCAGUGAUGUGACAGUGAAUAUUUUCUGUUCAUUCAGUAACAAAAAAAAUUGUUGUUGAAAGUUCUUUACAUGAUCAAAAAUCUGUAAUCUGUAAAAAAUUGUUGAUGGCAAUAGUAUAUGUUAACAGGUUUGCUUCUUUGAGUGAGCUGUUUUCAGACUGAUAUAUAUAAAUAGUAAGGCUGUUUCCAUCAUUAGCAAAUUUUCUGGUGCUUUGGGAUUGAAAUUACUUGAUCCUACUAAUAUUUGCCAAAUGCAUUUUGGUUCAAAAAAGGAAUUAUGCAAAUCAGGAGAUGAGAAAAACGCGAUAAAAAAAUAAAUAAAUAAGUGAAUGAUUGGUGUUCAAGCAUGCAGCAGACUAUUGCAAUAUGCUGUACUUUUACAGAAUCUCUCCACCACUGCAAUACAAACAACUGAAUUGUUUUUUUUUUUUUUUAUGUUUUCUCAAUAGCACACCACUUUUGCAAUUGUUUCAUUAUCAUUUCAUGAAUUAUUCCCACAAUCAAAAAUAUACUCAAACACAUUACAGAAAAAGGAAGCAUGUUUGGGUUGAAAAUAAUGGUAGUGAUUGCAGGUGGUUAUUGAAUAAGACUAUUUCAGUAAAGUUUUUUACUGAAAUACAGUGCGCAAAAGUGGGUCAAGCAGAAAAUUAGCCUGAAUGUCUUGCAUAGUUAAAUUUACUGAUUCUUGUUGAUUUAGGAGCAAGUGGACAUGGUUUGUAAGAAGAUCUAAAUUGUUUGUGUUGCUACAGUGUUACACAAAUUAUUUUGUAUUUAUAAUCAUAGUUGAAAGACAAUACAGUCUCACAUAUCAGUUUACAUUAUUCCUGGUGCCUCCGGUAGAACCUAAACACCACUGCCUGUUAAUGUUGUAUGCUCCUAAAACACAAUCUGUGGGAGCUGAUGUUACAUCACAGUGAGUAGUGGGGUGAUAGCUAACUCGAUAUUUGUAUCACCAUUUUGUAGUGUAGGCUGAACUGACAGACUGGAGGUUUGUGGUUAGAUUUUGUAACCGAAGAUGAUCACUACCUCACAUUUAUGAUUGAAUAAAAAAAGUAAUAAAACAGCAAUUAAACAACAUUGCAAGGUAUGUUGACAUUAAAUAAAAAAGUAGAUUUUUGGCAAGGCACAAGGUUUGAAGCACAGUCAAAGGUUUACAAAACUCAAUCAGAUAUUUGGAAAUGCCUAUCCCAGAAACCCCUGAAAACUAUUUUGUUUCUUCUGAGCCUUUAACAGACGUUUUAAUAUCAGUGCAUGGAAAUGUCACUUGAAAGCAAAACAGUCUAUGUGUCACAUCUCAUAAUGUAAAUAUUACAAACCCUAGAGGUCAUAACCCUAGGAGCACUGUAGCAUUAAAAAAUAAAAUGAUGAUGUAUCCCUGACAAAACUGAUUUGGUGACCAAAAUGGAUCCAUAGUAAAUAAAUCUGAUUAAAAUGGCUAAUGAGCAAACAAUUUAAUUGUUUGUUGCACUGGUCGAUUGGACACUGAUCUUGGACUUGGACUACACAGGCUGUUAGACAUGAGCUUGCUUUCACAUGUUCUUACUUUCAUCUCUAGCAAAUGAUGUCACACUUAAGUGCAUUCCGGUAAUGCACAUUACACAAGUUUCCAGGCAAAAUCAAUUUUCUGCUGGUCACUCACUGAAUCCUCACAUCUUAAAGCAGAAGAUCAUGCUUAAGAUAUUCAUCACCCUUCAGUAAACUGCUUCUGAUAUUAGUCUUGUAUUAUGAUAUGUUUACUGUCUGCUUUCAUAUUUUGUGUGUUGAUGUUUGUGUUGUAUGUAUGUGGAUGCAAAAUGGUAUUUUUGAUGAGAGAUUAUAGAUGUAAUUCAUCAUUGGCAACAUCAGGGGGCCUGUAUGUGUUUGUACAAGUGCAUGUGAGUAUGUUUGUGUGUGCCCAUGUGGUAGCAACAACCUCCAUUGGAUAGCUGUCAUAUCAAUGCAAUUAGCAAUGUCCCUUUUCUCCCUUUUCUGGCUGGUAAUUGCUGUUCCUUUUUCAGUGGUAUUAAAUUCAGAUGCAAUUUAAGGGAGUGCACAGUGCAAGAUUUAUAUCAAAAUGGACUCCAUGCUGUCUAGUGGUUGCUCUCAGUUUUGAUGCCAAGAUAGCCGUGUUACAGUCGUUUUUAUUUAAUCUACGCUGAAGAAUACACCAAUGGAAUAGUAAUUUAGUUAAUAUAGCAUUUUCCCCUUGCUCAAAGCGCUUUGAAUAAUUCAUACACUAAAGUAAUGAUGCAUCGUUAUUGCAUGCUAAAGAGUUACGCUCCCAUAGUGUCUAUCUGUGCUAGUGUGGUCAUGCAUAUGUAGCAGGUAGUGUGUAGAUGUCUAAAAGAAGUACUCUGUUUUUCAUCUAUCGCACGGCUCUGCAGGUCUCUGAUUGGACAAUUCCAUUGUGUAAAACAUCCCUUCCAUGGAUGUCACAAAAAAAAAAUUGCAUUCUACAUGUCACCCUAUAUCUUUCCAUUCCAUUGGUCAGACCUGAUUUGUUGAAAACAUUCUAAAGGGCAUUAAAAGGAUAGUUCAUCCAAAAAUGAAUAUUCUGUCACCCUCAUGUUGUUCUAAAGCUUUUAAGUUUUAGAACAGCUUAAAGGGAUAGUUCACCCAAAAAAAUUACAAUUUGAUGUUCAUCUGCUUACCCCCAGAGCAUCCAAGAUUUAGGUGACUUUGUAUCUUAAGUAGAACACAAACAGAGAUUUUAACUCAAACUGUUGCAGUCUGUCAGUUGUCUCUCAUAUGGACCACUGACACUCUAUCUACAAUCUCAUUUAAGAGUGUUAAUGGUCAAUUUGAGAGAUAGGUGGUGGCAAUGCACUUAUAAGUCUGUGAUCCGCCGUAAAGCAAAAAGAAGAAGAUGCGAACAUGCUCAGGACAGUUCAGACAUUGUGGUGAAAAUCAGAGGUAAAAAACAAUAUAAAUACUGUUUAGUUCCUUGCACAGAUUGAUGGUUUUGUGUCUUUACACAUCAGUGUUUCAUCACGAGCCACAGGGUUUAAUUUGGUUUUG